This is a messenger RNA of Peromyscus californicus insignis, 5586 nucleotides long. RefSeq names its product lipin 1 (gene Lpin1). NCBI's taxonomy places the organism in Eukaryota, Metazoa, Chordata, Mammalia, Rodentia, Cricetidae. The coding region runs from base 242 to 3163 and encodes 973 amino acids. Gene Ontology annotation, cellular component: nucleus; mitochondrial outer membrane. The record is from RefSeq and is a predicted model, not a curated record. Gene Ontology annotation, biological process: triglyceride biosynthetic process; cellular response to insulin stimulus; fatty acid catabolic process. The transcript has 24 exons. Gene Ontology annotation, molecular function: phosphatidate phosphatase activity; transcription coactivator activity.
UGAAUUCUUCCUGGGGCCUGGGGUCAUGCCUGUGCCUGCUCCUGUUCAACAGAAACUUCCAUCCAGAGGUGCAGCCCUGCCCUCCCAGGUGGGGGCUGUCAUGAUCUUCAAAAGAGGUCCUCUGAGGAACCACAAGCAUGCCAAUUUCGUGGGACAAGGAGGCGCAGACUGGAGUGAUGGAUCUGCCGGCCCAGAACAUCAAGGAUCAUCCGCCAGAAACUGAGGAAGCAAGAUUCCAAUCAUGAGAGACCCUGGGUGGAUCCGAAACGUGUGGCCUUCCAACAUUAACGUCCAGACGAUGAAUUACGUGGGGCAGUUGGCUGGCCAGGUGUUUGUGACGGUGAAGGAGCUCUACAAGGGCCUGAACCCUGCCACGCUGUCGGGAUGUAUCGACAUCAUCGUGGUCCGUCAGCCCAACGGCAGCCUGCAGUGCUCGCCUUUCCACGUCCGCUUCGGGAAGAUGGGCGUCCUGCGUUCCCGGGAGAAAGUGGUGGACAUAGAGAUCAACGGGGAGUCUGUGGAUUUGCACAUGAAGUUGGGAGACAAUGGAGAAGCAUUUUUUGUUCAAGAGACUGACAAUGACCAGGAAGUCAUCCCCAUGUACCUGGCCACGUCCCCCAUCCUGUCGGAAGGAGCUUCUCGCAUGGAAAGCCAGCUGAAAAGGAACUCCGUGGACAGAAUCCGGUGCUUGGAUCCCACCACGGCUGCCCAGGGCCUGCCCUCCAGCGACACUCCAUCCGCUGGUUCCCUGGGAAAGAAGAGAAGGAAGAGGAGGAGGAAGUCUCAGCUGGACAAUCUCAAAAGAGAUGAGAACGUCAACACAUCUGAGGAUGAGGACAUGUUUCCCAUAGAGAUGAGCUCCGAUGAGGACGCAGCCCCGAUGGAUGGAGGAGGCAGAACUCUUCCUAAUGAUGUACCGCCAUUCCAAGACGAUAUUCCCAAGGAGAACCUCCCCUCAAUAUCAUCGUACCCCCAGUCAGCAUCGUACCCCAAUUCAGACAGAGAGUGGUCCCCCAGCCCCAGCAGCCUGGUAGAUUGCCAGAGGACUCCCCCUCACCUCGCAGUGGUGGCUGAGGGAAUUCUUUCUAGCUCUUGCCCUCCACAGCCUUCCCACUUCCGUCCUCCGGAAAGUCCUUCAGGCUCCCGCCCCUCAACACCAAAGAGUGAUUCUGAGUUGGUGAGUAAGUCUGCGGACAGGUCAACACCGAAGAGUAACCUGGAAAUGCUCUGGCUUUGGGGCGAGUUGCCGCAGGCUGCAAAGACUUCUUCUCCACACAAGAUGAAGGACUCCAGUCCCUUAGGGAGCCGGAAGAUCCCCGAUAAAAUCCACUUCCAGGCCAUCCAUAGUGAGUCUUCAGACACUUUCAGUGACCAGUCACCAACCCUGGCCCCGGGGCCGCUGGUGCAGCAGAGCAAGACUCAGAUGGAAAUGCAGUUUGUGAAUGAGGAGGAUCUUGAGGCCUUAGGAGCCUCGGCCCCACCUUUACCCGUGGCCGAAGAGCUGAAGCCCCCGGCUGCCUGCACAACGCAGGCAGCAAGCAAGACAGACUCCCCGUCCAGGAAGAAAGAUAAACGGAGUCGACACCUUGGAGCUGAUGGCGUCUAUCUGGAUGACCUCACAGACAUGGACCCUGAAGUGGCAGCCCUGUAUUUCCCCAAGAAUGGCGAUCCUGCGGGGCUCCCCAAACAAGCCUGCGACAAUGGAGCCAGGUCAGCCAACCAGUCCCCACAGUCCGUGGGCAGUUCGGGCAUCGACAGUGGUGUGGAGAGCACCUCGGAUGGCCUGAGGGACCUGCCCUCCAUAGCCAUCUCCCUCUGCGGUGGCCUCAGUGACCACAGGGACAUCACCAAAGAUGCAUUCUUGGAACAAGCUGUGUCGUAUCAGCAGUUUGCCGACAACCCCGCUAUCAUCGAUGACCCCAAUCUCGUGGUCAAGAUUGGAAAUAAGUACUACAAUUGGACAACAGCAGCUCCUCUACUUCUGGCGAUGCAGGCUUUCCAGAAACCUUUGCCAAAGUCUUCGUGCCUCAGUUACCUUCACGUGAUUUUGGACGCCAUUAGGUUUUGCCUUUCUAAAAUUUUCAGUCCACCCACAGCCACUGUGGAAUCCAUCAUGAGGGAUAAGAUGCCCAAAAAAGGAGGCAGAUGGUGGUUUUCCUGGAGGGGAAGGAACGCCACAAUCAAGGAGGAAAGCAAGCCUGAGCAGUGCCUGCCAGGGACGGGCCACGGUACAGAAGAGCAGCUUUCACAGCUUGGUCUGGCCCCCAGAGGAAAGCACGAGUCAUCCUCCAGCGAUGAAGAGCACUCAGGCGCCCAGCCAUCGAGCUCCAGCCACCUCUCGCUUCUGUCCAACGUCAGCUACAAAAAGACCCUGCGGCUCACAUCGGAGCAGCUGAAAAGCUUGAAGUUGAAGAAUGGCCCCAACGAUGUGGUUUUUAGCGUCACCACGCAGUAUCAGGGCACCUGUCGCUGUGAAGGCACCAUCUACCUCUGGAACUGGGACGAUAAAGUGAUCAUCUCGGAUAUCGAUGGGACCAUCACCAGAUCGGAUACUCUUGGUCAUAUUUUGCCCACGCUCGGGAAGGAUUGGACCCACCAGGGCAUUGCAAAGCUGUAUCAUAAAGUAAGCCAGAAUGGCUACAAGUUUCUCUACUGUUCGGCACGCGCCAUUGGGAUGGCAGACAUGACGAGGGGCUACCUGCACUGGGUCAAUGAGAGGGGCACGGUGCUGCCGCAGGGGCCCCUUCUGCUCAGCCCGAGCAGUCUCUUCUCUGCCUUACACAGAGAAGUGAUUGAAAAGAAGCCGGAAAAGUUCAAAGUCCAGUGUUUGACAGACAUCAAGAACCUGUUUUUCCCGAACACAGAACCCUUCUACGCUGCUUUUGGAAACCGCCCUGCCGAUGUGUAUUCCUACAAGCAAGUGGGAGUGUCCCUGAACAGGAUCUUCACUGUCAACCCCAAGGGCGAGCUGGUGCAGGAGCACGCCAAGACCAACAUCAGCUCCUAUGUGAGGCUCUGUGAAGUGGUUGACCACGUCUUCCCGUUGCUGAAGAGAAGCCAUUCCUCCGACUUCCCCUGUUCAGAUACUUUCAGUAACUUCACCUUUUGGAGAGAACCGCUGCUACCCUUUGAAAACCAGGACGUACACUCAGCCUCAGCCUGAUGCGAGCGAGCAUUAAAGGAUAGGUUGUGGGGACCCUGGAGCUGCUGGGAAGGCUGAUGUGCGGCCAUCCGCCUAAGAGAGAAGCAUUUCUCCCUUGACCCACCCGCCCUGGGGUGACAUUUCUAAGCGUGGAGGGUGGAUGGAGGCUGCAUCUCAUCCCAUAUGUAUGCUGCAUCAGGACUGGUUGCACUAGUAGUGUGCAAGUAUGUCCUCUGUCUGGUUUAACAUACAUAAUGCUGCACUCUCCAGCCCGGGCCAGCAACUAGUUAAUGUGGUGACCCCUUAGCACAAGCGGGCUGGCCACCCGAGAGCUGUCUCAGUAUCAGUGUGCGCCCCAGGAACUCGGAUGUGCACAGUUGUUGGUAGCAUAAGGGGCACAUGCCCAUUGACAGUGACAUCUGUGCCGCCUUCCACACACACAGGGAUGGCCUCUUUUCUGAGUCUGAGUGCUCUGAAGGGAAGGAACCUGGGCCUUGCUAGGUCCCAGCCCUCAGGCUUUGACUUUAUAGACGUUCCCUUGCAGGAUGGCUGACUUAGUCUCACUGUAGGUGAUAAGCUCUUGAAUUGCUUUGGUUAAAGAUGUCCUGUGCCCCUGGCGCAUCUCUCCCCAUCCUCACAGCUCAAGGCCGGGCUAUUUAUGCCUUAACACAUCUGCAGCAGCUGUUUGCUUAGAGCCCACUGUCUGGUUCUCCCAACUGCGAUGCCUUACAUUAGAACCAUAGUCCCUAAGGCAGUGUCUGCGGCGUCCUCCAUCUGCGUCCCACCACCAGCCAGGAAGCACCGCCAAUGAGGACUGGAACGGCGCUAAAGAAGCCGGGUGAUUUGAAGAAACGCGGUUUCCAGAAGUUAAAUGAUUUUCUUUGCAGAUAUUAUUUAUUACUUUAUUUCGCUGCUGUUGUGAGCAUCCUAGCCAGAUCCUUAGGAAUGCAGCUGUCACGAACACAUUAAAAGUCAAGUGUGCUAGACAAUCCAAAGAGCCUUAUUCUGUGUAUGUGACACACUGAUCUUCUGGAAUUUCUGAAUCAUUUGUUUUCCUUAGCUUUUUCCAUUCAGUCUAAGGGCAAAAAAAAAAAAAAAAAAAAAAAAGUAAUUUGAGUGACGUUCUUUAAGCUGAUAGAGGGUAGUUGUUGAACCGUCUCAGAGAACAAUGUGAAAAAUGAAAGAAGUAUUUUUGGUAAAAAGAUUUUGCUUUACUUUUGGAAGUUUUAUUUUUUUAAAGAGUGUUUUACUCCUGAAAGAUCUGCCUAUUUAAAUGUUAUUGUUUGAGUCAGAUGAGACAAACACAGAAAAAGAAAAAGAAAAAAAAAGAGGGUGAGAAAAGAACGGACUGUUGUUACUCUUUCUGUGAAAGAAGCCCAGAGUCAUUGCCGUUGUUGUUGUUGGGUUCUGUGAAGGUCGGAUGUGGUCACCGUUCACAGGAAUGGACAGUGGAAGGGGAAGCGCACCUGCUGUGGACCGCAGACACGGAGGAACGCGGACUGGAGUGUGCAGGCUCCCUUCUGGGACUGAGGAAAGUAAUUAAGCAUAGUCCUGCCACAGGCAGCACGCGGCUUGUUCUCUAGUGACCUUCAGAGGCCACGUUAAUCCUGCCACUGGGGUUCUGAAGUGUCUUUUGACUGCUGUGGGCUGCAGAGGAGCUCAGCAGCCUGCAGAGGAGCUCAGGCCUCUCCCUCCUGUCCAGGAGAAGCUUUGGAAUCUCCCUUGUCUGCCCCCUGCAGUCCUCUGUUCUAAGUGGCAUUCUGAGAGCAAGCGAUGACAGCGGCCUGAGCCGGGAUCUGUUUCUGUAGCCCAGGCUGGUCUGCAACCCGGUCUCACACACACAGCAAUCCUCCCUCCCUCCCUCCUGCCUCCACAGCUACCACACCUGGCUUGGGAUCUGGUUUUGAAUCACUCCACCCUGAAACAGAGCACACCUUACACAAAACCACACUCUCAGAUCCCUGACAUUCUUCCUGAGCCCCGUCCAGGUAGCGGUGUGAAGGAACACCCGCAGUGAGGCGCCCCCUGAGAUCCGAAUGUGAGCUGCACCAGGCUCGCUCACGUUGGCUUAUCUGCAUAUGCACUAUAACCCAGUGGCCCCACGGCCACACGCUAGAAUGCUAUAUUAGUACCAGACAUUUCAGAGUUGCUCGUGGAAAUGAGUGACUCACUCCACAGUGACAUGUCCUCAAACGUUGAUCACACACGAUGAAGGAGAGUGCCCCUGGCACAUUGCAGAGACGUGCUUCUGUUUUCGCAGAGAAUUCCCCUUUGGGUUUCAGGUUUGAUCACUACUUCAAUAUAUUUUAUUUAUAACAUUGGCUGUGUGUUUGUAAAUGCCGGUGCAAUGAUGAAAAUCAAUGUAAUAUUUCAUUGUGUUGUGCUUGAUGCAGAACUAGAAAUUUCUGUAAUAAAUGAGAUGGAUGAAAGACUUCUGAAAAUCA